AUGUCAGACGAAAGCAAAGACUGCCUUUUGAAUAAAAAUAGUUAUGAACUAUCAGACGAUACUUCUGUUCGUCCCAUUCCACCAGAAUCACCAGCGUAUCCCUCUUCACCAAUCACUCAUAAAUCACAAGAUUUUAUAAUAGUACCUUUAGUAGAUGAAUUUUCUCUUGAAUGUUUAGAAGAGGAAGAAGAAGAUAAAUGUUGGAUAAAUGGGGAAGAAUCUAAUGGGAUCGAUAAUUUUAAAAAGAAAGAGAAAAAUAGUUCAAGAAAAUUACUUAUUGCUAUUGGAAUAUCGUUGAUUUUCUUUGGAAUUGAGCUUUUUGGUGGUUUUAUUUCUGGAAGUUUAGCAUUAUUAUGUGAUUCUUUUCAUUUACUGAGUGAUGUAAUUAGUUUUGCGAUUUCAUUUUUAUCCAUUUAUCUUGCCCGUCGUCCAGCUACAAACUCACAUUCAUACGGAUAUCAUCGAGCUGAAAUAUUAGGAGCACUUUUAUCAAUUUUCCUGAUAUGGCUUCUCACCGGUUUUUUAUGUCUUGAAUCCUAUUAUCGAAUAUAUCACCCAAGAAAUGUAGACGGAAGAACAAUGUUUACUAUUGCCUGUAUUGGAGUUUUAGUUAAUAUUUCUAAAGUUUGGAUAGAUCCUUUCUGUACAUUUUUCUUUUCGGCACUUGUUAUGGCAUCCACUUUUGGAAUAUUAAAAAGUAGUGUAAGAGUAUUGAUGGAAGCUACACCAUUUCAUAUAGAUGCACAAGCUGUUAAGUCUGAUUUGAAUGGAAUUGAAGGAGUGAAAAGUGUCCAUGAUUUGCACAUAUGGGACUUAACUUUUGGCAAGACUGCACUUACAUCACAUCUAAUAUUACAAAAACAUAAUCCUGAAAUUCAUUCAGAACCAUUUACUCAAUCUUCAGUAUUGUUAAAAGCUAAGAAAAUUCUGAAGGAUAAAUAUGAAAUUCAUAAAGUGACUAUACAAGUUGACCAACCGUAA
This is a messenger RNA of Diversispora eburnea, 981 nucleotides long. The record is from the annotation of a GenBank genome assembly. Lineage: Eukaryota; Fungi; Glomeromycota; Glomeromycetes; Diversisporales; Diversisporaceae.